AUGUCACGAGUCUUAAGAUCUAGAGUCAAAACAGAAGAAGCGCCACCACCGCUGCCAAAGAAGAAUCAAGAACCACCACCACCACCUACUACUAAUAAUAACGCUACCAAAGAAAGAAAACGAAGAAGAAAAAGAAGAUCAUCAUCAACUGGAUCCAUCUCUGCAUCUGAAGAUAAUGAUGACAUUUUCCAAUUGAAUAACAACCAUACCACUGGGAGACCAUUUGAAAUCGUAGGAGAUUUACCAUGUUCCAUUGAUCCUCCACAAUAUAAUUCAGCCUUAACUUGUCCUCUUUCUGUCAAGGAUUCUGGUGUGUUGUAUACUUCGUUAUUGAAUUCAAGAAGAACUUGGAUACGUGGUGAGAUGUUUGAUUUAUAUUGGUCGAGACCUAAUAGAGGAUCGGGAAGUGCCAAUGGUACACCCGGUGAUAAUAAUCCUCCUCGUCAGAAUAAUAUAGAUAAUAAGAAUAUGGAUGAAUCAAAUAAUGGGAUUACUUUAUUGAUCAAAGACAAGAUGCAAAAAAUGUCGGAUUGUGAAAUGAUUGCUGGUCCACAUUCAUUCCCAGUUCGAUUAUUUAUUUUGAAAGAUGAAGAUAUAGAAAAAAGAUGGCAAGAGGAACAAGAUUCUAAGAAAACUGAAAGAGAGGAAAAGAGAAAAUUGGAAGUGGAAAGGAAACAACAAAGGAUUGAAGAAAGGAAACGGCAACAAUUAGAAAGGCAACAAAAGAAGGAAUUGAAAAUGAAAAAGAAGUUAGAAAUGGAUUUGUUAAAGCAAAAGAGAAAAGAUGAAUUGAAAGCUUUGAAAGAACAGGAAAAAUUGAAUAAGAAAGAUAAACAACUACCUCGUGCCGGUCUCCCGACAGAUUCAGUAGCCACUUUUUCAGCAUCCACGAAGAAGAAGGUUCCAAGCAUCGAUACACAACCAUCUACAGAUCUUGAUAUUGAGAAAAAACAUGUUCCAGUACUAGCUUCACAAUCUUUAGUUUCUGAUGAAAAAAUACACAAACCAUCUGUUAAUGAUCCCAAAAUGAUUGCUAACUUAAACCUGAUGGCAAAGAAGGAUCCAGAACUAAAUAGAUUAAUGUCCAUAGUCGCGACGAGGCGAGCCACAUUACGAGAAAUUAAAAAGUUUAGAAAGUUUAUUAUCAUGGCUAGUGAAAUGCCACCGCCCCCAGGAUGGAUCCCUCCAGAAGGUUGGGAAAAUACUGUAUAUAAAGAUCCUGUUGGCUCACCACAAAACUCUUCUGAUGGUUCAGAUAAUGAAGAUUCAGUAAGACCAAAAAGAUUACCACUUGACCUUACCAAUCUACCAAAGGAUGACAAAGGAAUCUUUGAGAGAAACAAGGAUAAGGCAGAUGCAGAGAAUGAAAAUAAGAAUUGUCCAGAAAAGGCGGUUAAAAACGUCGAAACACCAAAUACAAAGAAAAAAUGCAAUACGGCAAUGUUACCAACUCAUUCAUCUCAGGAAUACGAUAAAUGUACGGUAAGUGAUGAGAAGCACGAUCAGGGAAAUAAGAUGGUUACAGAGGUUGAAGGUAAGAACGAACUUGACAAUGGCACUUUGAUAGAGAAUGGUGAAACAAAUAAAGAAAAUGACGAAAACAUUUCCAGCGAAAAUGAGGUAAGCGAAAAAGAGAUUUCUGGAGUAACGGAGGAAGCUACUGAAUCAAAACCAAUAACUAAUAAGAAUACUACUCCUUCAACCGAAGCAACUGGAAUGGAAGAGGCCUCUUUAGUUGGUGUUACAAAUCCGACAAUAAAGAAAGAAGAAAAAGGGAAAACUUCUUCCAAUCCAACUCCCAUAAAGAUGAGGAUGAGUCUAUAUGAAAAAGACCCCAAUUUAUUCAUUAAUUUAAGCUUGAUGGCUAAAACAGAUCCUACCCUACGAUAUUUAAUGUAUGUGGCUGCAACAGAUAAGCCUUUUGAUGAUCAAAGGAUAAAACUACGAGAAUAUAUUACCAGGGCAAGAGCUAAAUCUUUACCAGAGGGCUGGACUUUAUCAAAAACCAAAAAAUACGUGGUAUUAAUUGCUACAGCUACAAAAGACAAUGAAACAAACAUCAAUCAAAAAAUUGAGGCUCCACCAGUGAAUAUGCAGGACACAACUAACGGAAAUAUAAACAUGACUGAUGAGCCAAAAGUAGGUUCCAUUGAGAAGGUUGUACUUGAUAGAGAACAAGACAAGUUUAUUAGAGAUGUCGUAAAGAAGGAUUCUACAUUUAAAGGUGAAAAGACAGGAAGUAGACCUAAGAAAUAUAGGAAAAGACGACAAUCAAUGACUCUAUCGGAAAAUGGAGAAAAAUUAACGGGUUUUCAACAAAAAUAUGUUAAAGAAUCCGAAAUAAUUAUUGAGUAUUUAGAAUAUAUUCAUGCACGAUACAUCUUACCUCAUGAUGCUGUCAUUGAAUACCUGGAAUCCACCAAGGAAUAUAUUGUCUCGUGGAUUGUUAUUCAUAAUAAGAAGGAUAUUUUAAAGGUUUGUAAAAAACGUAAGGAGACCAUCGAUGAAUACCUAAUACGAGAAGAUUAUCCAAUUGCGCCUUUAUUCUCUUCAAUGACAAUACGUUUAGUUGGGAUCGAAGAUAAAUUUAAACCUAUUUUAAUGAAUAGUGUUAACCCUAUUGAUCAAGUGACUAAGAAAAUGUCAAGAAUCUUAGAUAUUGGGACGAGAUUAUCAAAGUAUAAUUUAUGGUACCAAUUAGAUGGUUAUGAUGAUAGUGAUCUAGCUGAGAGCUUAAGAGCUGAAUUAAAUGAAUAUGAACAUUCCUUGAGAACAAAACGUCAUAGGAGGAGUGCCGGAGACUGA
Molecule: messenger RNA, 2805 nt
Organism: Naumovozyma dairenensis CBS 421
Lineage: Eukaryota; Fungi; Ascomycota; Saccharomycetes; Saccharomycetales; Saccharomycetaceae
Gene: SWC3
Product: Swc3p
Exons: 1
Coding region: 1-2805 (934 amino acids)
Biological process (GO): chromatin remodeling
Cellular component (GO): Swr1 complex
Molecular function (GO): ATP-dependent H2AZ histone chaperone activity
Source: RefSeq, a predicted model, not a curated record